UAUAUUACACAAAUGUAUUGACCGGACACAAUUACCUUUACUUAGCUACUUGUGUUUUGACUUUCUACGUACUAACAACGGUUGGGUACCCCCAACCACUUACAGAACGAACUUAUACACAAAUUCAUACCGGUAUAUGUACACACUCUUGUAUUAAAUAUACAACAACUCCGUUGACGUAUUUAAAGAUUUUCGAUUUUGACGGAAGCUUUUCAGGUGGGUUAGUGUGAAAAUGACAUAGGUAAAGACAAGCACUAAUGAUAUUUGAAGUGACAAUACCUAUAUAACUAGUCAGCCAACCGCCUACAGCCUCGGCACGAGAGAGUGCCAUUUGAUCAGCGUUAUAUUUGAUCGGGGUCGUGUCUCACCUAGGUAAAUCUAUAUUGUUUUAUUUACCUGUACUUCAUUACAUACAUCGGUCCAUGUGUCUGUGGACAUGGAAACGGCAUACUAAUUGUAAACCUCCCGGAGACACAUUGACACGAUACAAGGUGGUAUUAAGCAACAACUUUCAGUUAUAGAUCUGCUGGAAAAUUUGAUAUAACUUUCGUUACUACUUUUGCUACUAUUGUGGAGAUAUCAUCACGAUAGAGGCUUACUGUCAGACGGAAAUCUCAUAAAACAGGGAACUGUGUAUAGAUUAAGUAAGUGUGCGAUUUUCGUCGAUAAUUAGGUUGAUCUUAUUACGUCCGUGUGACAUUGUCAGGAUCUAAAAGAUGCCGCCUUCAAAUGAGAAAAUGUGGAGUACUAAUUACAUGGACACCUUUAACAAGAGGAAGCCUGCCCGAAAGUCCUACAAGUACAGAAAACCACUUGUGGUGCCGAAGGAAACGGCUAUAGACACGUCAUACCUGAAUCAACGUCCAAAGACAAAUGAGCCACGUCCAAAGUCAAGUCAUGAUCAAUAUAAAAUCAGCGCUGCCGACCAACAAGAGGCUAUCAACGCCUACUUUGCCAACAUGUCCCUCCAGGACGCUGGCUUCCCCUCCUCCUCCAUACCAAUGUUUCUGGAUCCCUCUGGGGAAUGGUCCAGCGAUCCAAACUUCACAGAUCCAUCCCAGCAUUAUAUGUACAAUAUAUUGAACGCAGCUGAUUCUCUUCACGCAAGGACUGAACAACUGCAGAACCAGAAACACAGUCAGGAUUCUAGUGAACUUGUAGAAAAUAUUCGUUCAGGCGCCACUCCGAUACCCUCUCCGCCCAAAGACCCACGCUCCAAAACCCCCGACCCCAGGCAGGACUACCACUGGAUUUGUUGGCCAGAACCCGAGACUAAAACCACCUCCAAGGGAAAAGUUCCACACCCUCCACCUCGUCCUAACACAUCCUUGGGAAUCAGCUGGCCCAAUCCCAGACCAGGAAAUACCGGAGACGAUAUAGAAGACCGACCAAGUUCUACUGAACCAGGUUAUGCGUUCGGAGACCAAGAGGACUUAAAUCGUGGACCUCCUAUGACCUUUGUUCCUGAACUACAAUCGUGGAUUAACGCUGCUAGUGAUUACGAUAAAGCCUUUAUAUAUCGAAUGAUGGCAUUGAACGGCUCUCUUCCGAUGAUCCCUCCCCAGCACAUGCGCCCAAGACGGGAAACCACCUAUACCUUCGGCCAAAAUAAGCUACCGAUGUCCACGCAAACAUACCUCCCCAACCCCUACGCACAGAGAUGGGUACCGGGCGGCGGAAAUAUGUCCCCAAGGGAUCUGCCAUCGUUGCCCCAAAUGCACCGUAGUUACUCGGAUCUAGACGACCUUAACAACGCCAGACGGUACCUGCGUCCCCAAGUAGCCAAGUCCCAAGAUUACGUCCACGAGCACAGCAUGUUUAUGACAACCCAGCCCAUGUGUCGUGGUCACUUUAUCAUCCACCCCGACUGGGUGUCAGAACGCCUGCCCAAGAGGAAGGUCACUCCUUUUAAGAAAUCCAGACCAAGCAUGAGAUACGGAUCAAUGAAAUAGAAAAAUCAAUGACAGUUAUAUAGAUUAUUUCAUACAUUAUUUAUGUAAUUUAUUUAUUGGUUUUAAACAAACCGCUCAAGAUGUUUCUAUACUGGAGUUUGCUCAAAAGGAAAUUAAAUAUAAUUUGCACCAAAUAUUACCGUUAUCGGUGUGGCUAGGCGUGUAUGUUAUAAGAAUAGCAAAUAAAUAUCAUUUUUAAAGUUACUUUGUCAUACAUUAUUGUAAUGGACGUUAAUAGUUAACAAAUGUGGUAUAAGUAAUGACAAAGGCACCACUUACAUAGCUUUCUAUGUACGUAUAGUACCUAUAGUGGACAAAUUCCUUUCCUGGAAUAGGAUUAUAUAUCAAAACACCGUAGAAACCGUUCUUCUUUUCAACAUAUAAUACCAAUUAGCCGCCAUGAGUCAGCCAUCCCAACUAUGGAGCAGAAAUCAAAGACUAUAUUACUUUAUAUUAUGCAGGGCUGACAAUUAUGUUGUUAAUGUUACAUUUCAACGUACGUAAGAAUAUGUUGUCCUUAAAAGUUCAGCUAUUCUUCACAAGUAGGUAAUUAUUAAGAAUAAAGGAAAUGUUACGGCACAGUUAAUCUGGCCUAGUUAUGUAGAUAUUGCGUUUUUCGAACUAGUUUAGAUAUUUAUAUAGAUUAAGUCAUAUGGACUAUAAACAUGUUCCGUCCACCUAGCAUAGCGUUGUAAUGGCUAUCUAGGAACGUAUCCUCAAUGUAUCUGUGAUAGUCUUUAUAUCCUUAAUGUUCAAAAGCAAAUAGGCAUGAAAAUAAUGUUGAAACAGCAACCAGUUAACGUAUUGGACAUUGAUGAUUUGACCAAUCACAUCUCUGUAUUUACACCAUACUACAUCGUAGCUAGUAAAUGGUAGAUAUCAUAAUAAUGGACUGAGUUAAAUCUUAUCAUUUGUAACAAAUUUAGCUUAUAGAUAGAAAUACGAUUCAAGAUCAUUUUACGUGUAUUUAUUUAUUGUGUCCAUAUACCAAAUACAUCACGAUUUAUAUAGUUGUUUGCUUGUCGCAUUAAUGUAAAUAUUUUUUAAGAUUUUUUGUAUAUAUUAUUUUUUCUUAUACCUGUAUAAAUAGAAUUAUGGAAAACUUACGAUUUGUAUAGUUCCAAUUUUGUUGGACUAUGUUUAUUUAAUAUAACAUUAUCUCAAAGUAUGUCAUUUCCUCUACUUAGUCAUCUUUUGAUAAAGUCAUUAAAAAUAAUGUCUUGACUUUAUUUUCCUUGUGAUCUUACAUUCUUUGAGAUAUUGACUUAAGUUGUUUGUAUAUAUCUGUAAAUUAUGUUCUUAAGAUAGUUCAAAGUCUGUUUUAAGUUGAAAAGCAUGAAGGAUGAAGCUUCAUGGGUCGUUUGCUAAUUACGGCAAAGCCACAGAACACUUUACCAGUGUCAGUAUUAAGUUGUACAGCAGAGUGCGUUUUUCUGGGUGUGGUUUGGUUAUACCUUCUUAUUAUACUGUUAGUUGUUUCUGUCGCCUCUCGUGACAACAUUAGUAUGCACGUGUGUACAUAUCGUAGUUUGGUUAUUGGCAUUUACACGCAAAACUCGUACAGACUCUCCAUAUUUUGUUUUAAAUAACGUUAAAGCUAAGACUAUGUUUUAUUGCCUAUAUUCUAGUUCAUUAAACUCAAUAUGAAACAUC
Molecule: messenger RNA, 3605 nt
Organism: Mizuhopecten yessoensis (Yesso scallop)
Lineage: Eukaryota; Metazoa; Mollusca; Bivalvia; Pectinida; Pectinidae
Exons: 8
Coding region: 717-1952 (411 amino acids)
Source: RefSeq, a predicted model, not a curated record